Messenger RNA from Neurospora hispaniola, 800 nucleotides. RefSeq lists its product as uncharacterized. The record is from RefSeq and is a predicted model, not a curated record. The transcript has 2 exons. Bases 120 to 617 code for a protein of 165 amino acids. NCBI's taxonomy places the organism in Eukaryota, Fungi, Ascomycota, Sordariomycetes, Sordariales, Sordariaceae.
GCGCAAUCGAAGUGGAAGUACAUGUAGUGUACCUGUACCCAAUUGCCCCACUUGUGGCUGCGAUUUUCCCAUCAAACCCGCAAAGUUGUGUCUCGAAGUCGCCCAUUUGGAAAGUUCGGAUGCAAUACCGCGGCAUUACAACGAAUCUUUCACGGCCGUCUGCUCGCUCUUGCCCCUCCAGCUUCAAGUAUCAAAAGGUUCCUGUCGCCCUCUUCCGGUCGCCUCCUUCCAGGUUGCUUCGUCCCUUCACUCCUCCUCGCUCCCUCUGGUCCUGUGGCCUGGUCUUGCCGUCCUCGUCCAAUUUAGCUUCAGGAAUUUCGUCGUCCCUCCACGUCGUCUUCCUCCUCCUUCCUCCCACUCUUCUCUACCUGACCUACCAAGACCUUUUUGACCAAGGCAAUCGCGUGCGGCAAAUCCCCCCUCCUCCAGCCAGCACCACUCCAUCCAUCUUUGCUCAAGAUCUUCAGUUUUCUUGCUGCACCUCCUCCUUCUUGCUCAGCCUCUUGCUACGCAGCCUCGAUUGUUUAUUGUUGACGUCGACAUUGAUCGAGCAAUCGCACGACACACACUUUCCCCUUACAUCCCUGCAGAGAUACCCCGUGCGGCUUCUGUCGUAAUUUUCCACCCACUUUCCAGCUUCUCCACGACAACUUGACUCGUCUCUUUCCACUACCAUAACCCUUAAUUACCACCAGCUGCCCCGCCUCACGACAUUCUGCCACACCACAUCUUUGCUUUGCCGACGAGGAGCUGGAAACUGACAGCAGCAUUCUUUUUUUGCAGGCGAUUUGUUAGCUGAG